Molecule: messenger RNA, 3658 nt
Organism: Lutzomyia longipalpis
Lineage: Eukaryota; Metazoa; Arthropoda; Insecta; Diptera; Psychodidae
Product: eukaryotic translation initiation factor 4E transporter-like
Exons: 9
Coding region: 472-3315 (947 amino acids)
Biological process (GO): negative regulation of translation
Cellular component (GO): cytoplasm; nucleus
Molecular function (GO): mRNA binding
Source: RefSeq, a predicted model, not a curated record
UUUUGCUGCAAAAGAGUGUCAAGUCUCGUAAUGGCGACGCUCAAGUGAGUGGGAAGCGCUAAAGAAAAACAGUGUUUAGGAACCCAAAGAAAGACUCAAAAACAUCUGUUUGAAGGCAGAGGGACACCAAAAGGGUGAUAUAUCACCUACUGGUGAAACAGAGAGCAACCACAGCUCCAAAAGGUAAUUACCAACUGCAAGAGUGGUCAAUUAAACUCCACCUGAAAGGAUCUCAAGCAUUUUAGUUGGGAGGAAACACAGCUGCAGGGGUAACAGAGAGGGAAGAAGGCCCCAAAAGGAGUUUCCAUUUUAAGAGAAUAUUUAGGCUAUACCACGAAUAUACCCAAGAGCCGCCACUGCAUCCCCACUCGAUCAACAACCACUGUGAUACGCAACACACACAUUUUCUCGCCUAGUUUGUAGUUUAGCAACAUUUUGAUCGUUUUGUCAGUGAAUGAGACUGUGAAGGGGAUGUCUGAGAGCGUCUCGGAUGUUGGGGCCGAGGACGCGGAUUGUAUGGCACCGGACGUGGAAUCGGAUAGUGGUAGUGAUGCCCCAAAGGGACAUCAUAUUCGGUACACGCUUGAGGAGCUAAUGACUUUGGGGGAACUCCCGUUAUCACGGCGACGCCCUGAAUGCUACGAUGACACACCACCCCCUAGUAAUGCUAUCCGUAUCCCAUGGCGUAGACCGGCGGAUCCACCGCGUCCGGAAGAUGACAAACUUACGCGCUUGGAUAAGCGUAGAGAACGUGUACGGAAGUUUCAGGAGAUUGUACUGUCACCACAGCGACGAUCCUUCAACAUGGGAUGCCACAUGCCACCACCACCAUCCCAACCAGCAGCUCCCCUGGUGCCGGCAUUUGGACGCGAUAGGGAUGGUGGACGUGAUCGAAGAAUUGGAAGCGGGAGAAUUGUGACGAGGGAUGUGUCAUGGGACUACAAACCACCCGAUAGUAGUGAGACAGAGAGUAGCUAUUCCUACCGAAAUGGGGCACCAACAUACAUGCCACCACGUCCUGAGCGAGAUAGCAGUGCCACCAGAGAUGAGUGGAUGGAACGAAGACCUUUCCCACAGAGGAAUUCCACAAGCUCAUUUGAUUCAAAUAGAGGCCGUGGUGGAGCCGUUCGGCGUGGCUAUCGUGACUUUGAGGCAGAACCCGAAUGGUUUAGCUCUGGGCCAACAUCCCAAUUUGACACAAUUGAACUCAAGGGCUUCGAAGAAGCUGCCCAAGCAUCUGAAGAACAACAACCGCAACAGCCACAAGCACCAUCACAACCUCCUCAGGAGGAGGUUGAAGUGAAAACGGAAGAGGCACCAACAAAAGCAGCAACUCCACCACCCGAUACCAAUAAUAAUGCUCCAGCGGAAAAGGAUGUAGCACGAGAAUUUAACUUUGAUGAAUAUUUCCAUUUGGAUGCGGACUUUCUCAGUGAUCACACACGUCCCCCAGAUGGGGCUGGUUCGCGUUUCAGUCAAUGGUUUUCACGUCGAAGUCCCGAUGCAAUGCCACAGGCUGUUGCAGCAGCUGAUGUCUUUGACAGUCGUCGCUCAUCAAUCAUUGAUGAGCUGGAAAAUAUCAUGAAUGACUCUCUGAGCCCUGAACCAUCAGAUGGGAAUUCCAACAAGUACUUCACACCAAUUUCCCCAGCAAAUGGUGGUGGUGAAGUGCCAAAGAGUGUGAUGGAUUUUCUGCAUACAGCUAAUAUGGGAUCUACCACUGGACUCCCACCGGGUCCACCGCCCGUUAAGCACAACCCCCAGAAGAUUCUCAAUGUCAAAGAAAUCGAAGCAUCAAUGCGUGAGUGUGGCUUCCCCGAGAGACCACCACAACCACCACCACAGGGGCGACCACCGCAGCGCCCUCCUAUGCGCUUUGAGGCAGCACCAGCACAACCCAAGGAGAAGCCCGAAAUGGAUGUUUUCCGGAAGUUUGUGGCAAAUAUGCCAAAUGAGCAAUUGGUGGGUGGAAAGGGACCCCCAGCACCACCGCCGGAUGAUAAAGCCAAAAAACAAUUCAAUGCUGGGCCACGUGGAGGCCGAACCACGGCAUCCACGUACUUGGAAUUGGUUCAGAAGGUCAUCUAUCACGGGGCUACACAAACCAAUCGCCAGGAGUUGCUCAAUACACCGGAGGCUAGGGAAUUCCUCAGGGGCCUAGUUCGCGGUGAGCUGUCAAUUCACAAUUUGCUACGGCAUCUACGUGUGGCAAUGCCGGGGCGUGAACAGGAGAUUAUUGUUGCUGUAUUGUGGCACUUUGAUAAGACAUCCCGUGCUGAGGUAGCUGCUCAAUUGAUGCAACAACCACCACCACCACCACGUCCCAUAAUACAGCAACAACAGCCACAUUCACCAAAUCUCGCGCCAGAUCCAGCACCGCAUUUGACUGUUUUUCCCGCCGCUACGCAACCACCACCAACUGGGGUUGCACCCAAGCUCUCAGUAUCCCCACUGCCCAAUGCUAUGCCCCAACGUAUUCCAUCUCCACGUGAACUACAAUUCCACACGCAAUCCAUCAUGCAGAAUGCAUUGAUACGGAAGAAGUUGGAGGAGCAACUUGAGAAUUAUCGGAAACGCCAGGAGAUGGCACAGCAGCAAAUGGCACCUGAGCAGGCAUCCCCCGCGAGGCGACUCAAGCCUCAACAUCAAGCAGCACCAUCGCCAACACCACUUGCAUUCACACCUACCUCUGUGUUGCGCAAAAUGACUGCUGAUAAGGAUAUGGAGCCGCCACAGGUUAAGGAUACAGCUCGAAUGGUAGCACCAUCAGUGCAAGUGCCAAAGGGACGAGCCAUCGUGAAGGGUGGACAGCAGAUGAUGUAUGCAUCGAAUAUUGAAAUGCAACAGAUGCAGCAGUACCAGGCACAGCAGCAGCAGCAACAGCAACAGCGUCCACGUGCCACACCACCAAUUCCACCACAAAUGGGCAUGGCACCGGGUGGUGGGGCUUUUGCGAAUUUUGCACAGCAGCAUUUUAUGCAGCAACAACGCCCCCAGAGGCCACCACGGCAUCAAUUUGAUUUUAUGCGUGCUGCCCCACGACCACCGGGUGACAUUCAUCCACGUCCACGGGAUGAUCAGCAGCAGCCGCCACAUGCUUUCUGUCCCUUCCCCGGGGAUCAGAGAUCAAUGCUAAACUUUGGACGUGAUGGCAAUAUGUCCCCAACGAGUAAUCAACUGGCACGAUGGUUCUCCCCGGAACUAUUGGCACAAGCUUCCGCUGGGAAAUUGCCAUCUCUUGGCGUUGGGCAAGCACUCAGUCUCGAGGAGUUCGAGAGAAAUAUCCAACAUUCCUCUACGACGGUUCACAAUUAGCCACCCCCCUCCCUCCCGACCCUUCUCAAACACAAAUACCCCCCCCCCCACAUCAUUCUCUGUGGUCUUCACAUGUCCCUCAAUGUGACCUCCCCUUCUCCCCCAUUCAAUAAUAUAAAACAAAAGAAAGAAAAUGUAUAAUGAGGACAAGUCAGCGAGACUUUGAAUGAAAAAAAAAAGGAAAAUGAAAUGAAAUGGAAAAGAAGCUACCAGAAGAAAAUCUCGCUGAGAAAAUCAACGUGAAUUUGUCUUUAAACAAAAAAAAAUAAAAUGAAAUAUUAUUUUCAUGUGUGUCUGAAGGGAGAAAAUGUACGAUGAAUAAAUUAUUUCUCAGCUGCAAAAA